Molecule: messenger RNA, 1020 nt
Organism: Electrophorus electricus (electric eel)
Lineage: Eukaryota; Metazoa; Chordata; Actinopteri; Gymnotiformes; Gymnotidae
Product: sulfotransferase 6B1
Molecular function (GO): sulfotransferase activity
Source: RefSeq, a predicted model, not a curated record
GAACGCCGACACGUGAGACUUAGUGCAGGGGCCCCCAGGACAGGACGCAAAGAUGAGUGUGAUCCCAGACAGGGUCAAGGCAAUGAUGGACCAGUCCAAGACCAUGAAGGAGGAGGACAAACUCUAUAGAUACAACGGCGUCCUCUUUCCCGUGCUUAUAAGCCCAGAGGAGAACCUCAGGGCCCUGGAGAACAUGGAGGCCAGGGACAAUGAUGUAAUGCUCGUGGCCUAUCCAAAAUGCGGUUUCAACUGGAUGCUCUCAGUCCUGCACAAAAUCAUGUCCCCUCCCACCGGAGAGAAAGUGGAGUUCAGUUUCCCUCCUCUAUUGGAAUUCUUUGGCCCACAAUUGCUGCAGACUCUCCCCCAGGUCCCUGCUCCAAGAUUAUUGGGGACCCACCUGCAUCCUGAUAUAAUCCCACCCUCCUUCUUUAACAAGAAAACCAAGAUGCUGGUAGUUUUCCGUAACCCAAAGGACACAGCGGUUUCAUAUUAUCACUUCUCAAAUGGCAAUCCCAUUUUGGCAGCAGCCGAAUCCUGGGAUAAGUACUGUGCCGACUUUAUCAACGGUGACGUUCCAUGGGGCUCCUAUUUCGAUCAUGCUCUGGCCUGGGAGAAGCACAUUGAUGACUGCAACAUGAUGAUCAUCACGUACGAGGAUCUUAAGGAGGACUUGAGAGGAGGCAUCAGGAAGGUGGCAGAGUUCUUUGGCUUUGACUUAACCAACACACGGAUCGCCACCAUCGCUGAGGACAGCACAUUCAGUGUCAUGAAGAAGGGCUCCAAGGACUCUCAUGGCAAGAUGGGUCAUGUCUUGUUCAGGAAAGGUGAGAUCGGGGACUGGAGGAAUCAUUUCAGCCAGGCCCAGAGUGAGCAAAUGGAUGCUGCCUUCGAGAAGCACCUUGCAGGGACAAAACUUGGAUCCAAGCUUAAGUAUGACAUCUACUGCAAGUGGUGAGGAGCCAACCGGAACUGCUGGAAGGAAUCUCUAGAGCAUUGGGGAACUAGAAUUGUUCAUGCUGA